This is a messenger RNA of Microcebus murinus (gray mouse lemur), 2833 nucleotides long. NCBI's taxonomy places the organism in Eukaryota, Metazoa, Chordata, Mammalia, Primates, Cheirogaleidae. The record is from RefSeq and is a predicted model, not a curated record.
CAUCUAUCAUGUGCCAGAAACAGUGCUGCUUACUGGAAAUAAAAAGAUGAUUAAGACAUUGUCUUUCCCUCAGGGACUCGGUAGUCCAGGAGAGGAGACUGACAGGUAAAGAGAUGGUUCUGAUGCAAUAUGUGAAAGAACUUACGGUGUCUGCUGGAGAUAACCUAAUAGUAACGUUACCCAACAAUGACGUUGAACUGCAGGCCUUCGUUGUGCCACCGCCACCUGCAGAAACAACCUACAACUAUGAAUGGAGUUUAAUAAGCCACCCUGUAGACUACCAAGGUGAAAUAAAACAAGGACACAUGCAAACUCUUAACCUCUCUCAAUUGUCAGUAGGACUUUAUACCUUCAAAGUAGCUGUUUCUAGUGAAAACGCCUUUGGAGAAGCAUUCAUCAAUGUCACUGUUAAGCCAGCCAGAAGAGUCAACCUGCCACCCAUAGCAGUCGUUUAUCCUGAAACACAAGAGCUCACUUUGCCUUUGACAUCAGCCCUCAUCGAUGGCAGCCAAAGUACAGAUGAUACUAAAAUAGUGAGUUAUCACUGGGAAGAAAUUACCGGGCCCUUCAUAGAUGAGAAGACCUCAGCUGACUCCCCUGUCCUGCACUUGUCUAACCUUAGCUCUGGCAACUAUACGUUCAGGUUGACCAUUACAGACUCAGAUGGAGCCACUAACUCCACAACUGCAGCCAUAGUGGUCAACAAUGCUGUGGAUGACCCCCCAGUUGCCAAUGCAGGACCAAAUCAGACCAUAACUUUGCCCCAGAACUCCAUCACGUUGAAUGGAAAUCAGAGCAGUGAUGAUCACCAGAUUGUCCUCUAUGAAUGGUCCCUGGCCCCUGGGAGUGAGGGCAAAGAGGUGGCCAUGCAGGGAGUACAGACACCCUAUCUUCACUUAUCUGCAAUGCAGGAAGGAGAGUAUACGUUUCAGCUGAUGGUGACAGAUUCUUCAAGGCAACAAUCUACUGCUGUGGCCAUGGUGACUGUCCAGCCUGAAAACAACAGGCCUCCUGUGGCAGUGGCUGGCCCUGAUGAGGAGCUGGUCUUCCCAGUGGCGAGUGCUACCCUGGAUGGGAGCAGGAGCAGCGACGACCACGGCAUCGUCUUCUACCACUGGGAGCACGUCAGGGGCCCCAGUGCAGUGGAGAUGGAAAAUAUUGACAAAGCAAUAGCCACGGUCACUGGUCUUCAGGUGGGAACAUAUCACUUCCGUUUGACAGUGAAAGACCAGCAGGGACUGAGCAGCACGUCCACCCUCACCGUGGCCGUGAAGAAGGAAAAUAAUAGUCCUCCCAGAGCCCAGGCUGGUGGCAGACAUGUUCUUGUGCUUCCCAAUAAUUCCAUUACUUUGGAUGGUUCAAGGUCUACUGAUGACCAAGGAAUUGUGUCCUAUCUGUGGAUCCGGGACGGCCAGAGUCCAGCGGCUGGAGAUGUCAUCGAUGGCUCUGACCGCGGUGCAGCCCUGCAGCUUACAAAUCUGGUGGAGGGAGUGUACACUUUCCGCUUGCGAGUCACUGACAGUCAGGGGGCCUCGGACACAGACACCGCCACUGUGGAAGUGCAGCCAGACCCCAGGAAGAGUGGCCUGGUGGAGCUGAUCCUGCAGGUUGGCGUGGGGCAGCUGACAGAGCAGCAGAAGGACACCCUGGUGAGGCAGCUGGCGGUGCUGCUCAAUGUGCUGGACUCGGACAUUAAGGUGCAGAAGAUCCAGGCCCACUCGGACCUCAGCACCGUGAUUGUGUUUUAUGUACAGAGUGGGCCGCCUUUCAAGGUUCUCAAAGCUGCUGAAGUGGCCCGAAAUCUGCACACGCGGCUCUUAAAGGAGAAAGAUGACUUCUUGCUUUUCAAGGUCUUGAGGAUUGACACAGCAGGUUGCCUUCUGAAGUGUUCUGGCCACGGUCACUGCGACCCUAUCACAAAGCGCUGCAUUUGCUCUCAGUUGUGGAUGGAGAACCUCAUACAGCGCUAUAUGCAGGACGGGGAGAGCAACUGUGAGUGGAGUGUAUUCUACGUGGCAGUGUUGGCUUUCACUCUCACUGUGCUGACAGGAGGUCUCACUUGGCUUUGCAUCUGCUGCUGCAGGAGACGAAAAAGGACUAAAAUAAGGAAAAAAACAAAGUACACCAUCCUGGAUAACAUGGAUGAACAAGAAAGAAUGGAACUGAGGCCCAAAUAUGGUAUCAAGCACCGAAGCACAGAGCACAACUCCAGCCUGAUGGUGUCCGAGUCGGAGUUCGACAGUGACCAGGACACAAUCUUCAGCCGAGAAAGGAUGGAGAGGGGAAAUCCAAAGGUUUCCAUGAAUGGGUCCGUCAGAAAUGGAGAUUCCUUCAGUUAUUGCUCCAAGGACAGAUAAUGGAGCAGUCCGUUGUAAAACACAAGGAUCCCACGAGAAUCCUUAAUCCAGGACCAGUCAGUGGGGUUAAAACACAAAACUGACUCUGUUAGAAUAGCUCAUUUAUGUCCUUCCACAGUGGCUGGGUGUGUGUCCCUACAUAUCAAAAGACCUGUUUUCUUGGGAUUUUCAAGGCACAAAACAAAAAAAAAUACUGCUCUUUUAACUGGGAUGCUUGUUAAUAAGAAUAAAGGCUGGGUAAAACGCUUAGGUAUAUACUUAAAGGGUUUUGUGUUUUUGUAGCUGUCACAAUAUUAUAUUGCCCCUGUUAAAGAUGAACACCUGUUUCUACCUGUAGACCCUCAGGGAAGGUGAGUUAAGUAAAGAUUUAAAGAUGGCAGAUCUCUCUCUUGGUAGCUGUGAUUGCCUUUAAGGACAACUUUCUAAACAUGAUUUCUCAAGUAGGACCUGCAGAGUCGCGUGGCUGUGUGUAUUAA